This is a messenger RNA of Danaus chrysippus (African queen), 345 nucleotides long. Lineage: Eukaryota; Metazoa; Arthropoda; Insecta; Lepidoptera; Nymphalidae. The record is from the annotation of a GenBank genome assembly.
UUGGGUGGCGAGGGGCGACGGGAGGCUUCCUUCCCUACGGAAGCGGCAUUAAAACUUUUGAGUGAUUUCGCUCAGUCAAACGCUGCAAGACGGGCGAGUCCGGCCGGGACGUUCGAUAGUAACGUUCGUCCGAGACUGUCUGAAGGCAUGGUGUCCUCGUGCGGGACGGAUGUGGAGAUGGGUCGAGUAGGAACGAGUGCUUCACUAAUUUGUGACCAGUCGCUCGAUUCAGGAAUUAUAGUUUCAUCUGCGUUAGUAAAUUCCCUCGUCGGAUUUUACGUGUUGUUAUGCAAAUCGUCUGUCUAUUGUGUCAAUAGCGUUAUAGAUUCUUGUCUGUUAUCCUAA